Messenger RNA from Penicillium robsamsonii, 744 nucleotides. RefSeq lists its product as uncharacterized. Lineage: Eukaryota; Fungi; Ascomycota; Eurotiomycetes; Eurotiales; Aspergillaceae. Gene Ontology annotation, molecular function: DNA-binding transcription factor activity, RNA polymerase II-specific; RNA polymerase II cis-regulatory region sequence-specific DNA binding. The record is from RefSeq and is a predicted model, not a curated record. The coding region runs from base 1 to 744 and encodes 247 amino acids. Gene Ontology annotation, cellular component: nucleus. The transcript is spliced from 2 exons. Gene Ontology annotation, biological process: regulation of transcription by RNA polymerase II.
AUGAUGGCAUGGUCCACACGCAACAACUCAACUAUCCCGGGGGCCGAAUUUCCGUGGCCCAAUGCAGAGUUGGAGAAUUGGAGUACCGAGUAUCUCAAUCUCAAACAGCCCGAGGCCCUUUUCAUUCCUCCUUCGCCUAGUCCAUUGAUCAACGCGAAAACGCUCACUGCUGGACCCUCCUCGUACAGCUAUCCGCUACGACUUUCCUCCAUGCAGUACCCCUCCACCCCGGUUGCCCUCCGGGCUAUGACAUCCCCCACUCCUUCGUUGUCGUACCUAGACCCAGGAACCAUCAGGCAGCCCAUCAACAACCACAGUCCAAGAGCUGUCCCAGCCCCCGCAAUCUGCACCGUACCUGCACUCUCGCCGGAAAGCCUCUACGACCCUGGAUAUCCCAGUCCCUGGGAUGAUCUUCCAGUCUCAACUCCCAUCAUACGAGAGACCCUUGAGUCGGAUGAGGCAAGCACAGAGCCUAGCCGAACCAAACGGCCCUAUCGUUCUCGCCGCCGUGGAGGCAAAAUAAAGGACAGAGACAGCGAGAGUUACGGAACAUUCAAAUGUGAAUGGAAGGACUGUCCGUAUGACCGUCUGUUCUCGCGCAAAGGCGUCCUCAUGCGGCACAUCCAGACUCAGCAUGUUAAUCCACGGGCUUUCAAGUGUCCCAAUCCCUGGUGUGGCCAUGCUUCGAGUCGACGGGAGAAUUUGAAAGCGCAUAGACAAUCUAUUCACAAUGAGAUCUUGUAA